Messenger RNA from Bipolaris oryzae ATCC 44560, 1125 nucleotides. RefSeq lists its product as uncharacterized. Bases 1 to 1125 code for a protein of 374 amino acids. The transcript has a single exon. Lineage: Eukaryota; Fungi; Ascomycota; Dothideomycetes; Pleosporales; Pleosporaceae. The record is from RefSeq and is a predicted model, not a curated record.
AUGGCGAUCGCCCUUCCCACCAUGAAGGUCAUCGUGGCCGUGUUUCUCAGCAUAGCAUUGUACAACUUUCUCGAGCUUAAUGUCUACAUUCUCACCUUGUUCAAACGGCGCAGCGGGCUGUAUUUCUGGAGUUUCACGGUUGCCACAUAUGGAGUCCUUUUCAACUCGAUCGGAUACAUGCUUAUGCAUUUGGUCAACAUCAAGACGAAGAACGUAUACGCUACAUUAAUCCUCAUAGGAUGGUGUUGUAUGAUCACCGGCCAGUCAGUGGUGUUGUAUUCGCGGCUACACAUUGUUAUGCACAACCUCCGAUGGCUCAAGUAUGUCCUGACCAUGAUUAUCGUCAACGCAAUCUGGCUACACAUUCCUGUUAUCAUAAUCGUCUAUGGUACAAACUCAGCCAACCCGAAGCCCUGGAUACCGGUGUAUAACGUAUACGAACGAAUCCAACUCAGUGUCUUCAUCGCUCAAGAACUCGUCAUUUCAGGCCUCUACCUCUUCGAAACCACCAAACUCCUCCGCCUGGAGCGUACGAUUGGAAACGUCGGUACCCGGAAGCUUUUGUACCAUCUCAUAUCGGUCAAUACUCUUGUCAUCCUCCUCGACUUCAGUAUUCUCGCCCUGGAAUUCGCCAGCCUUUUUGAGAUCCAAACGUCCUGGAAGCCACUUGUAUACAGCAUCAAGCUCAAACUCGAAUUCAGCAUUCUCACUCGCCUCGUCAAUUUGACGCGAAAGGCCAGGAGCGGAAACGGAGCCAGCUCCUACGGCAACAACGCAUAUGCAAACCGCGAGCCGGAGGCUGGAAGCGUGCCAUUGGGAACGAUGAGGGCAAAGAGCAACAUCCAACGGUCAAUGGUAGGAAAGGACGAAACGGACACCUGGGAGGUCCACGUUAGCACUGGCAAGGGCAAUAACAAGACUAUGCCAGCGCAGGUGGUCAAGACGACAGAAUUCACAGUGCAUAGUCACAGCAGACAAGCGAGCACAGAAAGUCUGGUGGAGAGCGGGAAGAAGGCAUUUAUUCACACGACUUCAACAGAGUCGCACGAGAUUGAGAGGGAUAGCGCGUCGUCUGUCUUGUCAGAUCCGCAUUACAGGAGGCAAAAUGAAGGUCAGCAAUGGUAA